Metarhizium album ARSEF 1941 is the source of this 1923-nucleotide messenger RNA. RefSeq names its product Membrane bound O-acyl transferase, MBOAT. Gene Ontology annotation, cellular component: endoplasmic reticulum. The record is from RefSeq and is a predicted model, not a curated record. NCBI's taxonomy places the organism in Eukaryota, Fungi, Ascomycota, Sordariomycetes, Hypocreales, Clavicipitaceae. Bases 1 to 1923 code for a protein of 640 amino acids. The transcript is spliced from 3 exons. Gene Ontology annotation, biological process: GPI anchor biosynthetic process.
AUGGGCGUCUUCUCCUUCUUGCGCAAGGUGUACGACAUCGACACCCUCGAUACUCGAUUCAUGACUUCGUCCCGCGUCCCCUACCAGACAGUGAUUGAGGCCCGUAGCGAUCCUCAUGCCGUCAAGGAUGCUGCCGAUAAGGCGCGAGCCCUGGCGCCUCCCGCAAAAUGGCAAACGCCAGAGUUUUAUCUGUAUUAUAUUGUGUUUUUGUGGGCUGUGCCCUACAUGUUCUGGGUUGCGUAUAGUGUCUCACGACCCUCCGAUCCUCGAUAUCACAAGUACGCACGGUUUCUCUCCGACGGCUGGAUUCCCGGCCGUAAAGUCGAUGUUUCCGACGCACAGUAUCACACGUUUCGAGGCAACUUGCCCUACUUGGCUGCCCUGCUAAUUUUCCAUCCACUGCUCCGAAAGUUCUGGGAAUCAGUAUGCAGCGGCAGCAACCGCAACAGGAGCCCUCAAGGCUCUGUACGGCUCGAGCAGCGGGCUGUGUUCGACUUUAUGUUUGCACUUUUAUUCUUGGUCGUUCUGCACGGCAUUUCUGCAUUCAAGGUCCUCGCUAUUCUGUACAUGAACUUUCAGAUGGGGCGGAAAUUUCCACCCAAGUACGUGCCUAUUGGCACUUGGAUAUUUAACAUUUCAAUUCUGUUUGCGAACGAGCUUUGUGAUGGCUAUCAGCUGCGAAGCGUAGCAAGUCACUUCUCGCCACCGGUCAAAGUUGGUUCGACUGGGCAAGCGACUGAUUCUCACCUGAUGCAGACGGGGGCGUGGCUGGAUGGGUUUGGAGGCAUCAUGCCGCGGUGGGAGGUCUUGUUCAACAUCACAAUUCUCCGGCUGAUCAGCUACAACAUGGAUUAUUAUUGGAGUAUUGCUAACAAUGCUUCCAGCUCGUUGGAGGUAAGUCCAUAUGGAGCUGUCUGUUCAUUUCCACCCCGCAAGUCCGCUGAUAAACACAAGAAGAAACAAGUGGACAUGGCCAACCUGUCUGAGCGGGAUCGCAUCAAUCUAUCGGCUGAUGCGGCCGACUAUUCGUUCCGUAAUUACGUCGCAUACGCCAUAUACGCGCCGCUGUAUCUGGCAGGGCCUAUUCUCACCUUCAACGAUUACGUCUCCCAGCUCAAGUUCAAAGCAGCCAGUAUCGAGAAAUCACGUACAAUUCGGUACGGCGUUCGAUUCUUGCUGGUUCUGCUGGUCAUGGAGCUCAUCCUGCACUUUGACUACGUCGGUGCCAUAAGCCUGGCGAAGCCCGUUUGGGGAGAUUAUUCCGCCGCCCAACUUAGCUUGCUCUCCUUCUUCAACCUCCAUAUCAUCUGGUUGAAGCUGCUCCUACCAUGGCGACUAUUCCGUCUGUGGGCGCUGAUGGACGGUAUCGACCCGCCUGAAAACAUGGUUCGCUGCGUGAGCAACAACUACAGCACGCAACUCUUCUGGCGCGCGUGGCACCGAUCAUACAACCGAUGGCUCAUCCGAUAUCUGUACGUGCCUCUUGGCGGUGCGUCCUUCCGCAACUGGGCCGCAGCAGUUCAGUCAACAGUCACGUAUCUGUGUGUGUUCACCUUUGUCGCGCUGUGGCAUGACAUCCAGCUCCGUCUCCUCAUCUGGGGCUGGCUGAUUGUACUGUUCAUGGUGCCGGAAUGGACGGCGGCGUUCUUGUUUCCAAAAAGGAAAUGGGAGAGCCGUCCUACCGAGUAUCGCAUGCUGUGCUGUGUGGGUGCUGUUGCGAAUGUGCUCAUGAUGAUGGCGGCCAACCUGGUUGGUUUCGCGGUAGGCUUGGAUGGGCUGCAGAGCAUCGUUGCAGGUAUAUUGCAUGAAUGGUCGGGCGUCUUGUUUCUGGUGGUGGCCUGUGCCUGCCUAUUCGUGGGUGUCCAGGUCAUGUUUGAGAUUCGCGCAUCGGAGACGCGCAAGGGUGUGACACUGAAGUGCUGA